Suillus plorans is the source of this 950-nucleotide messenger RNA. RefSeq names its product Chloroperoxidase. The coding region runs from base 97 to 825 and encodes 242 amino acids. The record is from RefSeq and is a predicted model, not a curated record. Lineage: Eukaryota; Fungi; Basidiomycota; Agaricomycetes; Boletales; Suillaceae. The transcript is spliced from 2 exons. Gene Ontology annotation, molecular function: peroxidase activity.
GACGCACUCAUGAGACCCGCAUUUUAAAUAGGAGAUCAUGGUAUAAAAAGGCUAACGCCACAGGGGCUACGCCACCGGAUCAAUCCGAGUACCAAAAUGUCAACUUCAAAUCAGACUUCACAUCCUUUCAUCCCCGCUACUCCGGGCGAUCGACGUUCUCCUUGUCCAGCACUCAAUGCACUAGCAAAUCAUGGCUACUUGCCCCGCAAUGGACAGAACAUUGGACUCUGGCAUCUGAUACGCGCGGUCCAAGAAGUGUAUAACCUGUCCUUUAUAUUGGCAGCCUUACUCGCCUUGGCAGGAAUUCUGCUUUGUGGUCACGCCUUUCGUUUGGACCUUGACGCACUGGCGAUACACAACAAAAUAGAACACGACGCAUCCCUCGUUCAUGCAGAUGCAUCGGGUCAGCAGCGUGCACCUACCGAGGUCGACCCAAAACUUCUCAAGUCAUUCUUAAGCCAUGCAGAUCCUCAAAGAGGCAUGAGUCUGUAUGACCUCGCCCAAGUGCGCAUAUCUCGCGAAGCCCAGCUGGCUCAUCCACUCGACCUCAUACAUUCCAAGAUCGGGGCUGCUGAGGCAGCCUUGUGUUGGUUGCUUCUUAAACAAGACACUGGUCGCAUCCCGUCAAGCGUACUUUUACAGUGGUACGGGGAAGAAUGCCUGCCCGACAAUUGGGCACGACCACGUCAUGUUAUAGGGUUGCUCGAUGCGCGCACAAAGGCGGUGGAAGUGGCAAACAUCAUGAGCAGUCACAAGUCUACCUGCCGCGGUACACCCGUCUUCCAGCCUCAAUGCCUUCGUAUUAGGCUCAAGGACAAUACUUAAGUGCGAUUCAUAAUGCCUGAUAUAUUUACUACUAUUGUAACCACCUUCCAUCGUGGAUCCUGAGAGUGAAAGUGUAUUAUCAAUCAAGUGUUGCAAUGAACCAAUAGCCUCCCUGUUUCUACCAA